AAAAAAUAAAUAAAAAUUUUAAAAAUCAGCCAACAAAAAACUGUGUUUAAAAAACAAUAAAACCAAGGUGGUUUUGUUUAAAAACCAACUGAAAGUUUUAUUAAAUAAAAAAAAAAUCUCCUUUUAACGACAACUAAAAGCCGCCAAAAUUCUUACCACAAGCAGUAUGAAUUCAUAUUUUGAACAAGCUUCUGGCUUUUAUGGCCAUCCGCAUCAAGCCACCGGCAUGUCCAUGGGCUCCAGUGCCCAUCACGAUCAGUCAGCCACCGCCGCAGCAGCCGCCUACAGAGGUUUCCCCCUCUCGCUCGGCAUGACCCCCUACACCAAUCACCAUCUACAGCGCUCCACACAAGAUUCACCCUACGAUGCCAGCAUUACAGCGGCCUGCAAUAAAAUCUAUGGCGAUGGCAGCCAGGCCUACAAACAGGAUUGUCUCAAUAUCAAAGCCGAUUCCGUGAACGGUUACAAAGAUAUUUGGAAUACAAGUUCGAAUGGUGGAGCUGGCGGUGGCGGCGGUACUGGUGGUGGUGGUUCGGCCGGCUCAACAAAUGCUUCAAACAAUACCGCCAAUGGAGGACAAAAUUCAGCGGCCGGUGGUGGUAUGCCGGUGAGACCGUCAGCAUGUACACCCGAUUCCCGGGUCGGUGGCUAUUUGGAUACAUCGGGCGGUAGUCCGGUUAGUCAUCGUGGCGGUAGUGCUGGAGGUGCCGGGUCGGGUGGUGUUGGCGGUGGUGGCGGCGGCGGUAGUGUUAGUCAGAGUGGUAAUGUUGGCGGUGUGGGUGCGGCUGGCGGUGGUGCUGCUACAGCCUGGAAUGCAAAUUGUACAAUUUCCGGAGCUGCAGCUGCACAAACAGCAAGUAGUUUACACCAGGCCAGCAAUCACACAUUUUACCCCUGGAUGGCUAUCGCAGGUAAGAUAAGAUCUGAUUUAACACAAUAUGGCGGCAUAUCACCAGACAUGGGUAAGAGAUAUUCAGAAUCUCUUGCGGGCUCACUUCUACCAGAUUGGUUAGGUACAAAUGGUCUACGAAGACGUGGUCGUCAAACAUACACCCGCUAUCAAACACUUGAGCUAGAGAAAGAAUUCCACACCAAUCACUACUUAACCCGCCGACGAAGAAUCGAAAUGGCCCACGCUUUAUGUCUGACAGAGAGACAAAUAAAAAUCUGGUUCCAAAAUCGACGCAUGAAAUUGAAAAAAGAAAUCCAGGCUAUCAAAGAAUUAAACGAACAAGAAAAACAAGCCCAAGCACAAAAAGCGGCAGCAGCAGCGGCGGUGGCAGCGCAACAUUUAGGAGAAUAAAAUUAGGAAAAAUUUAUAAAUUAUUAUUAUAAUUAUAGUAAUAAUAGAGAGGAUAAUAAUAAUACUACU
This is a messenger RNA of Lucilia sericata (common green bottle fly), 1372 nucleotides long. Its product is annotated as homeotic protein ultrabithorax. Gene Ontology annotation, cellular component: nucleus. Bases 167 to 1303 code for a protein of 378 amino acids. The record is from RefSeq and is a predicted model, not a curated record. The transcript is spliced from 4 exons. Gene Ontology annotation, molecular function: DNA-binding transcription factor activity, RNA polymerase II-specific; RNA polymerase II cis-regulatory region sequence-specific DNA binding. Gene Ontology annotation, biological process: anterior/posterior pattern specification; negative regulation of transcription by RNA polymerase II. Lineage: Eukaryota; Metazoa; Arthropoda; Insecta; Diptera; Calliphoridae.